Messenger RNA from Eubalaena glacialis (North Atlantic right whale), 2887 nucleotides. RefSeq names its product CDV3 homolog (gene CDV3). The transcript is spliced from 5 exons. Gene Ontology annotation, cellular component: cytoplasm. Lineage: Eukaryota; Metazoa; Chordata; Mammalia; Artiodactyla; Balaenidae. The record is from RefSeq and is a predicted model, not a curated record. Bases 364 to 993 code for a protein of 209 amino acids.
GUGCGCACGUCCUCCUCCUUCACGCGCCGCCGCUAGCCUAGCACUCUCACUGGAACCUCUGGCCCGCACGUUCCCUUUGCCCUCCGGCUGCGGAGCGGGCGGGAUCCUGCACCGCUGUCGCUGCAGCCCGGGCGGGCGGGGCGGCGGCAGCGGCACGCGAGCCCCGAGGAGGGCCGUACCACCGUUCGCCAGCACGCGGGGGGAGCCGCUCGCCCCGCCGCAAACGCCUCGGCGACCCCGCGGGGCUGAGGCGUCGCCGCGCCCGGGAGCUUGAGCGCUGAGCCGGCCUCGACCCCGAGCUCGGAGCCCCGCGGGCAGCGCCCGCCGCCGGCCCCACCCAUCCGGGCCGAGGAGGCCGCGACCAUGGCUGAGAUGGAGGAGCGGAGCCUGGACAACUUCUUCGCCAAGAGAGACAAGAAGAAGAAGAAGGAGCGGAGCAACCGGGCGGCGAGCGCCGCGGGCUCGGCGGGCGGCGCCGGCGGGAGCAGCGGAGCCGCGGGCGCGGCGGGCGGUGGGGCGGGCGCGGGGACCCGGCCGGGCGACAGCGGGACCGCGGGCGCGGGGGCCACGGGCCCUGGGGCCGCCACCAAGGUUGUGACAAAGGAUGAAGAUGAGUGGAAAGAAUUUGAGCAAAAAGAGGUUGAUUACAGCGGCCUAAGAGUUCAAGCAAUGCAAAUAAGUGAAAAGGAAGAAGAUGAAAAUGAAAAAAGAGAAGAUCCAGGUGAUAACUGGGAAGAAGGUGGAGGAGGUGGUGGUGGUGUAGAAAAAUCUUCAGGUCCCUGGAAUAAAACAGCUCCGGUACAAGCACCUCCUGCUCCAGUAGUUGUUACAGAAACCCCAGAACCGACAAUGACUAGUGGCGUGUAUAGGCCUCCUGGGGCCAGGUUGACCACAACAAGGAAAGCACCCCAAGGACCACCAGAAAUCUACAGUGAUACACAGUUCCCAUCCCUGCAGUCCACUGCCAAGCAUGUAGAGAGCCGGAAAUACUGAGCCUUCGUAAGGGUUGACUACCUCAGAUUUGCUGCACUCAUUGUGGACUUCAUGUGGAUCACAACUUCUGGAUAAGAAGGUUACAGCUUUUAAGUGUCGAUGUGAAACUUGAAACCAGCUCUACUGGAUUCCUAUCAGAAAUUCUGCAGAAAGUCAGCCAUCUGGGUUCUGAUCUGCUGUAAAAGAUGAAGAUUUAAGUGACCUUAAUUAACCUGUCCAGUGCCCCAUUCAUAAGGAACACUCUGUAGUGGGUAUUAGACUUCCUGGAACAUGCCACUCUCAAAAGAACUGAUGUGUUCAGAUAAUCUGUGUAGGGCUGUGAUUUAUAAUUUAAACUUUGAGUUGUAUUCUGAGGUAACCACAAAUUAAAUUCAACCAAACUCGGGUCACCAAGUGGGAAAAGGGGUGGGGGGGAAUAAUCUUAUUUUUUUAGUAAUUUUUUAUUUGGGUAGUGCUUUUUCUGUGUUCCAUAUUAAGGCUUUUUUUUUCUUUCUUUCUUUUCUUUCUUUUUUUUGCUUUGACUUGGAAUAGUUCUUUGACAGAGCAUAUUGCUUGGCUAAGUAACCUGAAAUAUGCAUUGGAAUUGUGAAACGUCUCAUGAAUUUGUCAAUCCCUAGAGCAGAACCAGAUGGCCUUUGAUGUAAAGGGCAGUAGAUGCAGGGGGCUCUACUUCAGGUGCUGCUAAAGCUUCCUCUAAUCAGGUCUAAGUUGUAUAGUAAACUGGUGGAAAGAGUGUAUUUUCUGCUCAGGCCAAGGGAGUCACAGAUGUGUCCUUAUAAAUUCAAAGCAGUGAGAGCAGAACCUCAACCUAAAACCCACUGAAGUUUCAUGGAUCUUGCAUGAUCUCUGACAAGAAUUCCAGAUGCACUUGUGCCCAAACGUUUAAGGUAUUAGACGCAGUGAUUGUCCCAGCCUAGCUCUGUCAUCAACCUCCUGGUGUGUCUUUUUACGUUGUUCAUUUGGAGAGUCAGGGGCGAAAGACAGGUGAUGUAGCACUUCUGUUUUUAAUGAUUACAGCUUAAACUAUCCAGUAAUUUUUAGUCCUGGAAAAGGACAUCAGGACGCUACCCAGGAUUACUGAAAAGUCUUUCCAUCUAAUGAGAUAGUCUGGUAAUUUACUAGUUUUGUAUCUUCGGUUCAAUAGAAAUAUUUCAAAGUGGCUUGUGACCACUUGAUGCAGAGUCUGGGUUUCUCUAUAAUAAAAUCCCUUUGCCAAAUGUAGGAGUUGCAGACUUGCUACUGGCAAGAGUGAAGCAAAUGGGUGAGUAAAACUCCUGAUGUGGGAGCAUUUUCCUCUAGGAGUUCAGUCUUGAUAAGUGUCAGUGCAGGAAUCGCACUCCUAGGAGUGUUACAGAGUCAUCUGCUGUCAGAUGCAAACCAUAUCUGGGCAAUAAUGGCAUUAUUUGAAGUGGCAGGCAGGAUGCCUACGUUCUGGUGUACUUGGGUGAGUAGCUGAGCCAGCCAAGGAGAGGUUGGAUGAGUGAGAAACAAAGGAUUCUUGGUUAAUCUGAAGACUUCAUUUGAGAACCAAAAAUCUUUUAACAAAUAACCUCUUGGACCUUGAGCCACAUAUUUCCCCUAAAAAGUAUGCAUUUUUUUCCAGCAAAACUUUGUUGGGGGUUAUGUUAUUGAGGAAUGGGAUGAAUAUGUGGAAAUGUUACUUAAUGGCAUAGAAAUCUGAAGACCUGCAGGAGAUUUAAAAAUUCCAACCCUUGUUAUAACUUUUUAAAAGAUUGUGAAAUUAUCAAAAUGCACAUGAAUCAAGUUUUAAUAUGCUGUAUGAUGGGUGGAUGAGGCUGUCCAUUGUACCAUUUCUUUCUUUGAAUUCUCAGGCAUGGUUUGGCAGUGCAAAAACUCUGUAACAUUAACAAAUUCAAUAAAAAGUAAAUAUGUA